AUGCGACUCUCCUCGACUGGGCUGCUAGCAAUUACAGCUCUUGUUGCAUCUAGCGGCAUUGCCUCGAUGUCUACUAUCGCCAACAUGGCGGUGCCUGACAAACUGUAUAAUCUGUCUAGUACAAUUUCCACCAGGUCGUUGAGAGAUUCUGAGCCAAAAGGCGGAAGAAACGAGGACCGAAUGAAUGCCGGUAUCGAAAAACUCUGGGGCCUGAUCAAAGCGGGGACAUCCAAGAUCAAGGAGUACGGGCAGUUCGGGACACUAGAGUGGUUUAGCAGAAAGCUACGAACGUGUGACGCCCGGUUUUUUUUGUGA
Molecule: messenger RNA, 315 nt
Organism: Phytophthora infestans T30-4
Lineage: Eukaryota; Oomycota; Peronosporomycetes; Peronosporales; Peronosporaceae
Product: secreted RxLR effector peptide protein, putative
Exons: 1
Coding region: 1-315 (104 amino acids)
Source: RefSeq, a predicted model, not a curated record